UUCCAUGAUUGUGAUGAAGGAGGUAAAAACUGUUUAACGAGAGAAGAUUUAAAGGUUGCUAUUGUGUCCUUAUUUGGUUACAAACCAUCAAAGAUGAAAAAGGUAAAAGAAUUUUUAGCAGAAUUUUCACUAGCGAUUUAUAGAAAUAUUAAAUCAAUUAAAUGCAUUGAAUUCUGGGAUAUUUAUUAUCAAAUAUUGAUCUUUGCUAUGAAUAAGAAUAAGUUUGUGGAAGCCAUGACUAGCUAUAUUAUUAAACAUGAUGAAGAUGAAGAUAUCAGACACACAUUUUUAGCAUUUGAUACUCAAUGUAAAGGAUUCCUGACAUUUGAAGAUUUACAUAAAGUAGUGAAACAAGUAGCACCACAUUUAAAGCCAAACGUUGUAGAGACUGCUUUUAGGGAGCUGGAUCGAGAUGGUGAUAAAAGAAUAAGCUAUAAAGAUUUUGACUUUAUGAUGAAAUAUGGUACAGAUAUCUGA
Messenger RNA from Lottia gigantea (owl limpet), 477 nucleotides. RefSeq lists its product as hypothetical. NCBI's taxonomy places the organism in Eukaryota, Metazoa, Mollusca, Gastropoda, Lottiidae. The record is from RefSeq and is a predicted model, not a curated record. The transcript is spliced from 6 exons. The annotation marks the transcript as partial. Gene Ontology annotation, molecular function: calcium ion binding.